This is a messenger RNA of Pyricularia grisea, 606 nucleotides long. RefSeq lists its product as uncharacterized. The coding region runs from base 1 to 606 and encodes 201 amino acids. NCBI's taxonomy places the organism in Eukaryota, Fungi, Ascomycota, Sordariomycetes, Magnaporthales, Pyriculariaceae. The record is from RefSeq and is a predicted model, not a curated record. The transcript has a single exon.
AUGCAGAUUUCCACGAUCUCCCAGCUCAUGGCCCUCCUGGCCAUCGGCGCCCCUGUGUUUGCCGUCAAGGGCGACCCUCCGGUUAGCCCUCUGCCAGAGGUUAACCCUCCUCCCCACGCCAGCCCCUCGGCUCAUUGGGCGCUGGCUAAGAACGGACUUCUCUCGUUUCCUAUCAAGGCCCCCGUUGCCGAGAAGCCCGCCUCUGGGGACCAGCCCAAGAACGUUCAGGCGGAGAAGAAGCUACAGCGUACGCCCAGGUUCAAAAAUCAUGAUUAUCAGGCAGACGAGAGUCUUCAGUCCCCGCCCAGCCAAGGCACUCAGCAGGGCAGCCCAAAGGCUCCCGCCAACACUCAGAACCAGAGGCCCCAGAACCUUCACGCCAGUGCCAUCAGGGACGACGUUGAUUACACCCCGCCGUCUUCCCCGACCAGCUCCAAUUCCGCCAACGGCGAAAAGCCGAGGUAUUUGGGGUCGUACCGCAAAACCCAUUUCAGAAGGGGCGAAGACAGCCGCCGCCCGCAGGGUGUGCCCGCUCAGCCUGGCUCUCCCCGCGCUUCAACGCGCGGCCGCAAGUCCAAGGCUUGCAAGGCGCACCGUAGGCACUAA